UAGUACAAUUGUAGUAACAGAAAUGUGUGUGGGCUGUGUUUGGGAAAGAUCAUGGCUGUUAUUGGGUGUAGUCACAUGUGUCUGUGUCAUAACACUGGCUGAGACUAAAAAUGUUAAGUGUUGCAUAAUGCCCUCCCCUGAUGCACAGAGAAUCAUCCAAGCGGUCAUGGGAAAGAGCAGAACAGCUCGUUCCUCGGACGAUUUCCUGUCCUGCGGCCACCUGGCACAGACACACACAUUACAUUCUCAAGCCAGAAAAAUGUGCAUUUUUGUCAGUGCACUGCAACCUUUAGAAUCAUGUUUUGUGAUUUAAUAGUUAUGUUGCAUAACUUUGACUCUAUGUAACUUAAACUUUCACUUUUCCUUCAUUAGUGAUUAGAAUUCCAUGGAAAACAGAGGCGAAUAUGUGAUGUUUUCAAAAGAGACGUGCCUGUUGGACACGCCAUCUGAGAAACUGAGGAAAGAGCUGGAGGAGGAAUUGAAACUCAGCAGCCACAACAUACAAAGCUAUGGCUGGUACCAUGGACGUAUACCCUGGGAGGUUUCAGAGUCUCUUGUGCUCCAGGAUGGGGAUUUCCUGAUCCGUGAUUCUUUCACCAGUUUGGGAGACUACGUCCUGACCUGUCGCUGGAAUCAGAAGGCUCUUCACUUCCUAGUUAGCAAAGUGCUGCUUAAAUCCAGUGACUCAUAUUCACAAACACAGUAUGUUCUGGAAGGAGAGGCAUUUGACUCCAUUCCGGCCUUGGUUCAUUUCUAUGUGGGCAGUCGGACGCCGCUGACCGAAAGAAGCGGUGCACUCGUGCACUCCCCAGUCAACAGAACACUACCAGUACGGUAUCUGGAGACAAUGUUUGGACAGAGUAGUCAGGAGGGGACGCCGCUACACUCACCUGUGCAUAAGAAAGGAAGCAUGAAAAGAGGAGAUAGUCUGGAAGUGACAGAGGCUCUGGCGAUUGAACUUAUAAACCCUCAGAGGGAGGCAGCCAAGAGCUUUGUAGAAAAUCUGGAACAGCGAGUUGUGGCGUCAUCAUCACCAACCACACUGAACACAUUCUCCAGACGUAGAAGGAGUCCUUCACGCAACAGGAAGUUUGUAGUGGUCCCAUCAUCACCCAUUUUGCAAAGAUUCGACGAGACACACCUGUGCACCUCACCUUCUGAUAGUGAUGUCAUCUAUCUUGAGCCUACAGAUAACAUCUGGUUUGCCAUGGCCAGUCAAAGCACAUCUUGGGAGCCCAGUGACUUAAAAUCCCCAACAGUUCUCAAUCCAUCCAGCCUGGCUCAUACAGAGCCUUUUCUCAGCGGACAAGAGGAGCAGACAGUGCCUGUCUUUAUGGAUGAGGACAAUGAGGAUUACUUAAUGCCACUUGUCAUUGAAACAGAGUCUAGUUUCAGGCCCAGUAUGUACCAGUCACCACUGAUGUCUGCAGAAAAUAAACCGCUAGAAAGGAGAGUAUUGAGGAAAGUAAAAGAGGUGCUUGCAGAUGUUGAUACAAAGACAAUGGCGUUGCACAUCACCAAAGUUGACUGCAUGGUGGCUCAUUUACUGGAUUUACCCAGUUGCAGAGCAGGAGGGAUGACAGUGAAUUCAGGAAUGGAGCUGCUCACACUUCCACAUGGCCACCAUCUCCGCCAGGACCUGCUGGAAAGGUUCCACACAAUGUCCAUCAUGCUAGCAGUCGUGCUGCUGGGUUGCACAGGAAGUGUGGAGGACAGAGCCAGCCUAUUACACAGAACUAUUUCAUUAGCUUCUGAGCUAAAGGAUAACAUGGGAAACAUGUUUGGCUUUUCUGCAGUUAUGAGAGUUCUGGAACUGCCACAGGUUGCCCGAUUGGACGAGACAUGGGCAGUUCUACGGCAGAAAUACACAGAAGGCGCAGUUCUGUAUGAGAAAACGUUGCGCCCUUUUCUAAAGAAGAUAAAUAAUGGAAAAGAACUCUGUGAUCCAUCAGAGACGACCGUCCCCCAUGUGGUUCCUGCUUUACUCCUGCUUGAGAGAACUGCGGUAAUUCUUGAAGGCUCAGAGUCCUGGGAGAGUCUGGAUUCUGGAAUGGAUUCUGUGUUGUGUCAUUUAGAUGCUGCACGAACCAUUGCAUGCAAUGGGGAGAUUUUCAGUUCUAAUGCGAAAAGAAAACUGCAGGGUUUCCAGGAGCAGCCAGACACACUAGAAGUUUUCCUCACUGAGUUUCAGAUGCGUCUCCUGUGGGGAAACCGGGGAGUGGAGGAGAGCAGGGAGGAACGAUAUGAGAAAUUUGAUAAAGUAUUAACAGCCCUGUCCAACAGAUUGGAAUCGACUCAGCAGGCAAAAUAAUGUUCAUUAUAAAUAUUUUUCUCAGAGAUGUGUCUGUAUCCUCUGUUUGAAGAAUGCACAUGAUUACUUAGGGAAUUAAUUGUUACACAGCACAACAGUAUGACUGAAUAGGGUUUUAAGUUAUUUGUUUUUAACCUUUAUAUAAUUUUGUAAUUAGUGUAAAUAAACAUUAUACCCAUUUGCAUUUUAAAUGUAAUUAAUAAUAUUAGAGUUCAUUUAUGCUGAAUAAUAACAAUGUCUGUAUAUAUUUCCUUAGAAGUUUCAUUUAUAUUGCUGUAUAUUGCCAUGUGCACCUUUGU
Trichomycterus rosablanca is the source of this 2610-nucleotide messenger RNA. RefSeq names its product SH2 domain containing 3Cb (gene sh2d3cb). The transcript has 10 exons. Gene Ontology annotation, molecular function: guanyl-nucleotide exchange factor activity; phosphotyrosine residue binding. NCBI's taxonomy places the organism in Eukaryota, Metazoa, Chordata, Actinopteri, Siluriformes, Trichomycteridae. The record is from RefSeq and is a predicted model, not a curated record. The coding region runs from base 386 to 2311 and encodes 641 amino acids. Gene Ontology annotation, biological process: positive regulation of peptidyl-serine phosphorylation; small GTPase-mediated signal transduction.